CCAAGUGUUGUUUAUUUGUUUUGUUAAUGUUGUUUUCAUCGUAAUGACGCCGCUACCCUGACAACAGUUGUGUUGUGUUACAGUUUAUUCCCGUCCAUUUCCAAGCUUCGGUGUUAAUUUUGUAUCUUUCAAGAAGACUAGUGUGUGUGUGGCACAACUUAUUUCUCAGGGCUGAUUUCGAUAUUUUCAUACGUAUUUCUGUAUUUUGGGAACUGAGAAUAUUUGAAGCUUGAAUUUAACCAUGGCUCUGAAAUGUAUUUGUAACAUAUGCACUUGUGGGCGUCACUAUUGCAAGCACCAAGAUUGCAACUUCAUGUUCCAAGGAACAAGAGCAGAGCCAGUGACAGAAUAUGGUGCAAGAUACACAGAACAUGAACUUGGAAAAGUUGAAUCAUUUCGUCCAAAGUAUGCACCUUUACCAGAGGGGAAAAUGGAAUGUAAAUCUAUACAAAGAGAAGAUUUUCAACCUUAUCUGAUUGAAAAGAAAUGGGUUCGACCUCAAGAGAUUUGGCAGAAGCCACCAGGAACAAUUGACAAUCUUACUUCAUACAAUAUAAAUUAUACAGGAAGACAGUCAGCACCAGUUAAACCUAUCCGACAUGACAGAUUAACUCUUAAUGUCUGCAAAUUUGGAGGUGAACCAACCUAUAAAGCUGAUUACAAGAAGUGGGACAGCUAUUCAUCAAAAAAAUAUGGCCCAGUAUACAGUUGGAGUCCACCAACACAGAAAUUGGCUAAUGAAUCAACAUUUACUCGAGAUUUUAAAUACAACUAUGAACCACCAAGAAAAAGCAUGAGACCAGAAAUAUUAAGCAAGACAGACCCACCAUUGGAAGACAAAACUGGCUAUCGUGAAGAUUAUGUUGCACAUUCACUCCCACCAAAGGUUUUGAGAGAAAAACAGACCUAUAAUCUUCCAGCAGUUCCUCUUGACAGCUUAACAACUUCUAGGCAUGAUUAUCAAGGCCAAUCUGGUCCACGCACACUCAGCUACAAACCCAAACUUGCUCCUGUAUGUGCACAAGAACCAUUUCCAGACAUGACAACAUUCAGACAUGAUUUUCGUGAAUGGCCAACAGAAAAGCGAAGCAUUCACCAACCAAGUCAGUAUGUAAAACCACCUGGGAAGGUGGAGCAAGAUACUGUACAUAAACUUACAUACAAAGAGUUCCCUGUUCAGCGAACAACUAGUUUUCGACCUAAAACAAGCCACAGACCAGUAGGAAACAUUGAGGGCAACACAAGCUACAAUACGGACUUCAAACGAUUUGAUGUCCCUCCAGUGAGAAUUAACAAAAAGGAGUCUUAUGCACCACCUGAAGUACCAUUCCAAGGAAUUUCAACUCAUCAAGCCCACUUCAUUGAGCAUCCAAGGACACAGACCAAAAGUUUCAAACCAACGAGUUUCCAAAGAUCUGAUGAUGCUCCUUUAGAUGAUAACACAAUGUACAGAAACGAGUACACACCUAAAGAAGUUCCUGUGUGUCCAAUUAUCUAUCUUGACACUAACAAAAGCUUGUAUAAGUUUGAAGGAAACUCUAACACAGGUCAUCAGUUAUAUAAACCUUUGUCCUCACUGGAAAGUAAUAGAGUACAACUUGUGGCAGCCUAAAAAAUAUAUUUUCAUCAGAAAAUGUUAAUAGUUUGAACACGGUUUACAUCUUUGAGUGGAGGAAAAAGUUCAACUUUAUUAAGUGAAAUACUUAAUAAUUAAGAAUUAUCAAACAUUAAUAUUGUUAAGUUGUUGUCCUGUGAUCCUGUAGUUUAGUUUCAAACUAAUAUCUUCUCUAUAUACCAUUCACUACACACUUUCUAAUGGCAAUAUAUUGUUAGCACAGUACACAAGUAUGUUCAAAUUGAGAAAGUGUCAUCAUAAUACAAAUAGAAAAUAUAUUACAAUGUAUGUGAAGCAUAUUUCAUAAAUGAAAUACUGUAUUUGAAUUUAGUCAGCAUAAACCUCAAAUAUAGUGCUGCUGUUCAUUAUAAUGUCACUACAUCUUCUGUAUUCACAUAUACACACACACACACAUAUAUAUAUAUAUAUAUAUAUAUAUAUAUAUAUAUAUAUAUAUACUGACCACUUUAAAUCUUGCCAACUGA
This is a messenger RNA of Octopus bimaculoides (California two-spot octopus), 2100 nucleotides long. RefSeq names its product stabilizer of axonemal microtubules 1. The record is from RefSeq and is a predicted model, not a curated record. Gene Ontology annotation, molecular function: microtubule binding. Gene Ontology annotation, cellular component: cytoskeleton; centriole; ciliary basal body. Lineage: Eukaryota; Metazoa; Mollusca; Cephalopoda; Octopoda; Octopodidae.